AUGGCAUCGAGCGUUGUCUCGCAGCGCGACAAUGGCACAAGGGCAACCCCUGCGCCGCCAACACCUGCGAGCUCACCACCCAUAGCCUGCAAUAACUUCCCCGAUCUCCGCGCGCGGGUCUACAGCGACAUCCUCCACAUGGGGGUCCAUGGUGCCGCCUUUGUCCGUGCCCACCACAUCGCGAGCAACGAGAACAUCGUGGGCAACCAGUACUACAAUGCCACCGUUGCCCUGUCGGCUGGCAUCCGCCUGCUCCAAGCCGAGGUCCACGUCUCCGCGGACAACACACUCGUGCUCCGCGACAGCGACAGCAGCUUCAUGGACGGCGGCCCGCUCGAAAACUGGCUCGCCCACAUCAAAUGCUGA
Parathielavia appendiculata is the source of this 366-nucleotide messenger RNA. RefSeq lists its product as uncharacterized. NCBI's taxonomy places the organism in Eukaryota, Fungi, Ascomycota, Sordariomycetes, Sordariales, Chaetomiaceae. Gene Ontology annotation, molecular function: phosphoric diester hydrolase activity. Bases 1 to 366 code for a protein of 121 amino acids. Gene Ontology annotation, biological process: lipid metabolic process. The record is from RefSeq and is a predicted model, not a curated record. The transcript has a single exon.